Molecule: messenger RNA, 4531 nt
Organism: Folsomia candida
Lineage: Eukaryota; Metazoa; Arthropoda; Collembola; Entomobryomorpha; Isotomidae
Exons: 8
Coding region: 1144-4119 (991 amino acids)
Biological process (GO): mRNA 3'-end processing; mitochondrial mRNA polyadenylation
Molecular function (GO): poly(A) RNA polymerase activity
Source: RefSeq, a predicted model, not a curated record
GAAUAUAAAGUAAAGUCUACAGGGACCCUAGGGGGUGAUUCAUACCGAUUUUUAAAACUCAUUCAAUCGAGCUGAAAUUUGGUGUUUGGAUUUCUACUGACAACUAAUGGAAAAGUAUGAAUUGAAAUGGGACCUAUUUUCAUCUGGACGGACCCUACGGGGUGACCCAUACCAAUUUUUCAAAUUCGUCAAAUCGAUCUGAAAUUUGGUAGAAAAGUUGGUAAUGGAUGCUAAUGAAACAAUAUGAAUUAAAAUAGGAAAAAUUCUCAUCUGGAGGACUCGAUUAGGUGACCCAUACCGAUUUUUUUAAAUCGUAGUAUCAGGCUGAAAUUUGUCACAUAGGCUGCUAAUUGGUACUCAUGGAAGAAUAUGAAUUUAAAUUUGAAAAAUCAAUUUAAAUUUUUAGAUUUUUUGAUACACAUUUCAGAUAAAAUUUCAUGCAAAAAAGUCGGAUUGAGUGAUAACUCUUGGCAUGACUCGGGCUAUGUCAAGUCUGCACUGUUGGUUUUUUGUAUUUCUCUUUAUGAUUUUUGAUCAACCAUAAGUGAAGUGAAAUAUAUUAUCUACAAUCCAAUAUUUUUGUAAUUAAAUUAACUGAUUAUAUUAUCACUUGAUUGGACGAUCACGGGUAUAGAACAAUAAAUUUAUGAAGGUGUCAGUCGUGUGAGAAGAAGAGGAUGAAACAACAUUGAGAAAAUUAAAAAGUUCUGAAAUUUGAGUGAAUGAACUCCGCAUUUUCACUCCGCAAACCUUAAUUUUUGUGGAGCGGAAGUUCGCGGAGUAGGUCGCCACUGUGAAACGCUCCCACUCUGCACUCUACAAAUUUUGUAAAGUGCGGAGUGCGGAAUCUGGAGUGCAGAGUAGGGUGUGGUGAAAUGGGGCCCUGAUCUCUUUCUUUCCAGCAAAUUGCAAAUAGAAACAAAAGAGGAAUACGUAAUUACGAAAGGUGCAGGUCGUGUCGAAAUCGAAAUAAUAGCCAAAUAGUAUUCAAUGAAUACUAUUGAUGUAGUGCAGAAGGUGACGGACCAGUUGACCACAUCUUAUGCGUAUCCUUCCUGAAUCUCGUAAUCCCUCCUCCCCUACUAACAAAUUAUGCAACGCUCCUCGUCGAAAAGGAAUUAAAAAACAAUUGGUUAUAAUACAAUGGCCCCUAGUACGCCACACAGAUGCAGCGUUUGCAACUUUUUAACCUGCAAUUACAAUCAGUGGCUGGUCCACAUUUCCACCUGGCUUCAUCAAGAAGCACUUUUCAACACACAUGGUCAUGGCGAGGCGGAGUUGGAGUUGCCUCAUGUUCGAGAUAAGGUCAUCAUAGCUAGCAGAAUUCCGAAGAGCACUCCUCUUAUCGACAUUGCCAAACAUUUCUCAAAUUGUGGAGCAAUUGUGAACUUAAUUAUUGGAGGAAAAGAGGAGAAUCUUGAAGAUGUUCAUGGGAUUAUGGAACCGACGAAGCAGAUCAUUGUCAUAUUUGGCGAGAGAGCUGCAGUGAGGAAGACAAUACAAGAUCAAAAUGUACAAUGGUUAUGGGGGAAGAUGAUUGAAAUUCGAGCACUGUUUGAUGGUCAAGAUUUAUGGGGAGGACGACGACAAUCUCCUGCUGUUGAGAGUCGUAUGUCACUUGGGUCAACAUCAUCUGACCGUCAAAGUUUAGCAAGUAGUGCAGUUUCAUCACCGGUACUCCAGUUCUCUCCAUACUCGAAUAAUUGUGAAGAUCAAUCGUUGAACCAAUGUCAAAGUUUGGUACACCAGAUCAAAGAAGACUUGUCUGGAGUCACCUUGGAACAACAAGUCGAUGGAUUCUGCAAACUUGCUGGUUUGAGUUCCGACCAGUUGGUGAAACUUGCAAAUAUUGGACAAGAACUUUUGCAAAUUCUACUCCCCAAUUUUAAUGAAUGCACAAUUUUCCCUGUGGGACCGACCUUUCUGGGAGUUGCAACUGAAUUUGACACAAUGUGCUUAGCGGUAGAUCCUUUUGGGAAAAUGAAUUCUGAUAGAGCCGUGAUAUUUUGCGAUAAUGAAUCUCAAGAAGCAGUUGCCGAUGAAAUUUAUCGCCUGCUCAAACAACAACAAUAUAAUCUCAAGUUUUGCAUCGAUGUCGACAUAAACUUGUCAAAAAUCUCAUUCCCCACCAAAAACAAGAUAAAAAAGAUUACUUUCAUUCAUAAAAACUCCGGUGUGCGGUGUAGCAUAAUUGUGGAAAACUACUUGGCAAUUCAAGAUACAAAAAUCAUAAAAUUCUUAACAUCGUUGGACCCCAGAUUUCAUGAAAUUCUUUCCCUCGUAAACUUCUGGGGGCACUACUAUAAUGUAUUGCAUACGGAAGGUGAAGUUUUCCAAAACCAUGCCUUGAUUUGGAUGUUACUGUCGUUCAUGUCUUAUGCCAAAGUAAUUCCAACUGUGAAUGAGCUCUACGUGCUAAACAAGUCGCCAUUAAUCUUGGAAAACAUUGAUAUUGGAUAUUCUGAUGACGUAAAUCUUUUGUCUUCCGCUGUACCACCGAUGAUGGAUGAUCCAACGAUUAAAACAUUUAGCAUUAUUGCACUGCUUAAGAAUUUUUUUGAGUUUUAUGCCAAAGCGGAUCUUAAACGGUUUGUCGUUUGUCCAGCGGUUGGUCAACUCGUUCCGGUUACUGCGUUUGGAAAGGUUAUCAAAAAUUCAUUCCCGGAGGAAAUAAAGAAGCGAUACCUGUUCGGCAACAAUGGAGCGACGCGAGUAGAGAAAUUUUAUAUUGGCAGCCCGAUGGGAUUGCAACACCCAUUGGAUCUCGUGUCUAAUUUGACAAGAGACGUCACAUUUGAAGAAGUUCGUCGGUUUCAAUCCCUUUGCGCAGCUACGACAAUCAAACUUGGCAAGAUUCUUGAAACUGAAUCGAAUGAUGUAAUGUCAAUUUUUCUCAACUUGGAAGAAGAAUCAAAUUUGGAUGUCUUUGGAAAUUUAUCGCUAUCAUCAUCUACAAACCAAGAUGAUAUUUCAGACCAGAGUGAUCACGAAUCCACCACUCCAUUGGACGUAACUCCUGGUCCUAUUGAACCUCCUGUUGUUGAGGAAUCUUCCUGGGAAAUGGACACAGAGGAUGAAGAAAAUCCUUUAGAUGACAAUCGAGCUUAUUUGACACAAUUACGACGUGGAAAAGUUAGAGUUAAUCAAAGUCUCCGAAACUAUUUCGAAAGAGCAAUUUCUGAAAUUGAAGGUUCCGAUGAGAUAAUUCUAAUGGAUGUUCGGAAAAAAUUUCAGACUCUUUGGGUUCAGUACGUUUUAGAAUUCAAUUCUGUAUUCUGGUCAAAAUGUUUUGGAUUUGAACUAGAGGGCAUGUCCCUUGAACUGCCAGAUUUUUCGAAAACUACAGAUGAAAUUAUUGAAUCUCUUACCAUUAAGGAACGAUUUGACUCUAUUCCGACUGAAAAUGGCAAAUCUUCUUUAGAAUUUCAAUGCUCAACUAACAAUAGUAUCUCUGAUUUACUUUACAAAAAGAAAGUGUGGAAGGCAAAGUUUCUCCAUUCUCACAUACGCCCCUUGUGGGCAUUAAUUACAGAUCAUGUGACUUCCAAGUCAAUUGAAGAAAUUGAUUUAACCUGCGUAACAAAACGAGUGCCAUUGUCCAUUUUGAGAAGAAUGGAGUUUAACUGUAGACUUGACAUUACUUUUGAUCUUAGAGGGGAGAAUGAUCUUCCUAAAAACGAGUUUAUGGCUACCGUGGUCAAUAUCACUUUGAAAGACACGUCGUACAAUGAGAAUUGUCGAGUUUUAAGAAAUAAGAAGCUUCGAUUUUUACUCUCUGUUUAUGAAAAACUUGCCAUGAAAUACUGCAAUUGGCGUGUCAAGCAGUGGAUAGGUAGCUGCAAGGACGUAGAGUACAAAGCAUUUGACGACUCUUAUAAGCAGGAGAAACGACAAACUCAACGCGAGAGGAACGGACAUCCACGAUGGAGAAAGUUCAAAAGGAAGUGGGCCCUUAUUUUGAAGGAACGAGAGGAAUUUCAGGAGAGGAUGGAAGUUGCAACCGAGUUAGAUAAACGUGAUGCCCUGAUUCGAGAUAAGAGGCAGCAAGAGAGAGAAGAAACUGGAAAGAAGGAAGAAUCUCUGAGAAAGAAAAUCAAAUUUACUGAUGAUGAUGAUUAAGACUAAAAUUGUUCCAAUUAUUAUGUAUUUUAUUUCCAGUCUGGAGAAUGAUGCGCGUAUUUUUCUAUGCAUAUAUUAGUUUAUUGCUGUUUCCAGUUACAUAUUAAGUAUUAGUAAUUACUACAUGGAUGUGAUUAUGCAAAAAGUGUUGUAGCAAUGAUUCCUGUGUUAAACGGACCUGAUUGAUCUACGUAUGUAUUUACAAUGAUAAGUAUUUACUUAUGACACGUUCCAGUCAAUUGACUUUUAUAUAUUUUUGAAUGUUUUUUAUAUAAACUAUACGAGAACAGUCUGAAGAGAAAAAAAUGCUUUAUUUUUUUUUACUGGAAAACAAACGCUUGAAUUCUGUAACGAAAUGCUUUCUAUAUUUAGAUAGGAAAAACGAGUAAUAAAUAAUAAAAAUUGAAAUAAA